Hypomesus transpacificus is the source of this 3064-nucleotide messenger RNA. RefSeq names its product PIF1 5'-to-3' DNA helicase homolog (S. cerevisiae) (gene pif1). The transcript has 11 exons. Gene Ontology annotation, molecular function: DNA helicase activity; ATP hydrolysis activity. Bases 336 to 2372 code for a protein of 678 amino acids. NCBI's taxonomy places the organism in Eukaryota, Metazoa, Chordata, Actinopteri, Osmeriformes, Osmeridae. The record is from RefSeq and is a predicted model, not a curated record. Gene Ontology annotation, biological process: telomere maintenance; DNA repair.
CUAUUUGAAACCGGCUUUGAGUUGUUCAGACUAGGUAACUUUAAACUGAGAUCGGAAUAUCAAGGUUAUCUACAGAUUUAGAACAAAGGUAAACUUCUAAUUUAAUGUUGUCCUAAUGUAUUUGCUAAAAAAUCGUGAAAAUACAGCUAGUCUAUGUUUUAUGGGGUGUGACAAAGUAGAGUAGUCCGUCUUUGUGUUUGGCGUUGAACAGCGACAGCCAAACAAAGCUACGUUAACGAGAAAUGUACUAGCCAUCGAUUUAAUCUAACUCUUGGAUGUUUUGUAAUUAGACUACUUUUUGCAACACUACGCCACAGAAUAAAUCAACAGUUUCAAUGCUGCAAGAAGACGAUGGUUCGCAGCUCCAGUGCUGUGUUGUGGUGGAGCGCCUCAAUCAGUCUGGCCAGGCAAUCAAACGCCAGGUCAUCCGAAAGGCAGGGGUUGUUUUAGGGCGAAACGAGUUCCAGGAGAUCAUCCUGCGUGUCCACGACGGGAAAGUACCACAGAACUACCCACUCAAAGACUUUCAGCUGUUCACGCGGUUCGCCAAAGACGGCAAAUGCACCGUCAAGCUGCUCCCGGACAACAUCCAGGUGCUGAUCUCCGACUGCCCGCCUCACCGGCUGAACGUUUUCCUGAAGACCCUGAGCAUCAAGUAUCAGGCGUGGAAAACCGGCACGCCACUCACCGACCGGGCGAAGCUGAAAGCCUGUCUACCGCGGAGCUUCGACACCAUCAGCCCGUUGCAACAGAAGGACGUGCAGAAGGCGAAUGAACUGAGGAGCAAAGUGAAUGCUCCUCUGACCUCCAAACGACUCCUUGAGAGGAACUUGAAUAAGAUAACUGGAGGGCAACAGGUCAAGAGAUCUCGGACAGACUGUGACUCCAGUCCGGUGAAAGCCCUGCCGCCCAGCAAGAGGCCAACCCUGUCUCUCCCUGCAGCUCGUCAGCUGACCCGGGGCCAGGCGGCCGUGCUCAGCGCUGUGCUCAGCGGCAAGAACGUCUUCUUCACCGGGAGUGCAGGCACAGGGAAGUCCUUCCUGCUGAAGAGGAUUGUAGGGUCCUUGCCACCCAAAAGCACCUACGCUACAGCCAGCACUGGGGUGGCGGCUUGUCACAUUGGAGGAACCACGUUACACAGCUUUGCAGGUAUGGGCUCAGGUGCGGCCCCCUUGGAGCAGUGUCUGGAGCUGGCCCAGAGGCCCGGGGUGCUGCAGCACUGGACCAGCUGUCAGCACCUGGUCAUAGAUGAGGUCUCCAUGGUGGACGGUCAGUUCUUCGACAAGCUGGAGGCCGUCGCCAGGUCAGUGAGGAGGUCGUCUCAGCCCUUCGGCGGAAUCCAGCUCAUCAUGUGUGGAGACUUCCUCCAGCUGCCUCCUGUGUCCAGGGGCAAGGGCAAGGCUAGCUUCUGCUUCCAGGCCAGGAGCUGGAGGAAGGUGGUGCAGGUGAACAUGGAGCUGAUGGAAGUGCGGAGACAAACGGACCAGAGCUUCAUCUCCCUGCUGCAGGCCAUCAGGGUGGGCAGGGUCACAGAGGAAGUCACGGCCAAGCUGAUGCAGAGCGCCUAUCACAAGAUAGAGCGUGACGGUAUCCUAGCGACCAGGCUGUGCACGCACAAGGAUGACGUGGAGCUGACCAAUGAGAAUAAACUACAGCAGUUGCCAGGGGCGGAGCAUGUGUUUGAGGCGCUGGACAGCGACCCGGCGUUGGUGAAGACCAUCGACGCCCAGAGCCCCGUCAGCCGGCUGCUGCAACUUAAAGUGGGAGCGCAGGUGAUGCUGACUAAGAACCUGGACGUGCAGCGAGGGCUGGUGAACGGGGCCAGAGGUGUGGUCGUCGACUUCCUGCCAGGAAAACAAGGGCUCCCGCGCGUGCGUUUCCUGUGCGGAGCGACGGAGGUGCUGAAGCAGGAGCGCUGGAUGUUCAAGGCCGGGGGCGGGCUCUAUCUCAGCAGGCAACAACUGCCACUCAAACUGGCCUGGGCCAUCUCCAUCCACAAGAGUCAGGGCAUGACCCUGGACUGCGUGGAGAUUUCGCUGGCGCGUGUGUUCGAGAGCGGCCAGGCCUAUGUGGCUCUGUCCAGGGCCAGAAGCCUGGAGGGGCUGAGGGUCAUGGACUUUGACCCCCGCGUGGUCCGUGCUGACCCGGAAGUGCUCCUCUUCUACAGGAAGCUGAGGAAGGAGAGGCUGCUACUGCAGGUGAGAUCAGAGUCUGACCUCGCAGCCUCCAAAAAAAUGAAGGAACCUGACUCAAUAUUUAAGAUAUAUUGCAGCCUCUGGUCUGCAUGUCACUGGAUCACGACCGUCUCUGGAGGAGGGGAACCCUCACUCCAUUCCUCCUCCCAGGAUUUCUUAUUCCUCGUCUUAGGUUAGUUAGCUGGCCCUCUGCUGCCCCCUGGUGGAGGAAGGUUCUUAGUGCCUUCUGUGCUUGCAGUCCUUUCAUGCGGUCUAUUCAGGGUUCCUGUCCUCAGACACCUUGAGUCUGCAGGAAGUAUGCCGUCACACAGGAAGUAUGCCGUCACACAGGAAGUAUGCCGUCACACAGGAAGUAUGCAGUCGCGUCGUAAAAAAUGUGAAACGUUUAUUUUUAUUUUAUUGGUCCCUUCAUGAGUGAUGUCAGGAUAAAGUUUCUGUUUCUAGGACUUCAGUGCUCACAGAUUCUCUCUCCUGUCCUCCCUUCUCCAGGCAUCUAUGGAUGAGUUUGUGGGCCAGAGCAACAAGGAAAACCAGCGUUUGUGAGGUGUGCAUGCAUGUCCAGCCUGACACAGAUAUACUCUGUUCACACGCACCCAGACUGACAGACUGGUUACAACAGGCCCCUUAUGAUAUUCGGAGUGACUGGCCUUGUUCAGAAAGGGGAUCUCCAAAGCGACCUUCUCUGGAACAGCUGUGACGACAUUCCUUCUUCUACCUCCGUUAUGAAUCUCCUUCAGCAUCAUGGAACUGGACUUACACCUGCCGCUUGAUCAGAAACUACUUUUUAAAAGUUUUAUUUUUAUACUAUUUAUUACUCUCUGCUCGACAUUGGGAAUUAUGCACUUCUUUAACAUGAAUAAAGUUUUGUU